This is a messenger RNA of Exophiala xenobiotica, 2136 nucleotides long. RefSeq lists its product as uncharacterized. Lineage: Eukaryota; Fungi; Ascomycota; Eurotiomycetes; Chaetothyriales; Herpotrichiellaceae. Gene Ontology annotation, molecular function: metalloexopeptidase activity; dipeptidyl-peptidase activity. Gene Ontology annotation, cellular component: cytoplasm. The record is from RefSeq and is a predicted model, not a curated record. The transcript has a single exon. The coding region runs from base 1 to 2136 and encodes 711 amino acids. Gene Ontology annotation, biological process: proteolysis.
AUGGACCCCUCCCUGCGUUCACACUACCUCGCCGAUAACCCUCCUACCGUCGUGCAAUUGGAAAUUGCUCCUCACUUCGCUGCCCUCUCGCCGAAACAGAAACGCUAUGCACAUCACUUGAGUCGAGCCUCAUUCCUUGGUACUCGAGUGACUUUGGCUCAGGUGUCCCCCGAGUCUGCGAUCAUUUACGAUCUCAUCCUAGCACUACAUCGUGCCUGCAGCGGUGACUAUGAAAAGCUGUCCAAUGCCACCUCGGUCCCUUCCAGCGACAUCACAUUAUGGUUAGAGUACUCUGCACAGUUUCUGGGUAACUGUGGCAACUACAAGGGUUUCGGUGACUCCAAGUUCAUUCCGAGAUUGCAACCAGAAACACUCGAGAAACUCUGCAUGGUGAACGACGAGUGCAAGAAACUACAUGACACGGCCAUGAAAACAGGAGGAGGCAUCUAUGAGAGCAAAGAUGUGGCUUUGAUGCACUUUGGAUAUCCAGAGGCAGGGCACAUGACAACGUACUAUCCAGACUCGCCUACGAUUACCAAAGAGGAAAUCUCGACUGUAGGAGACGUCUUGGAAGAGAAGAAGCUCCUCAUAGAGAACACUAGGUUGCGAAAACUAGAUUCAGGAGAUUUCGAGCUGCUGAUCGCCUCUGGCAUCCAGAACCCGCCAGCUGCAGAAAGAGAUCUGGGCGAUGUAUCAACCAUUGACCUACCCGGCAAGCUGUCGGGAAAAAAGCUACAUCUUGUGUUCGGCGACUACCUGAAUGAGAUGGCGAAGAUUGCUGUCGAAAUCAAGAAAGCGAGGAAGGAGGCUGCCAACGACACCGAGGAAAAGAUGCUGAACGAGUAUGCAAGGUCCUUUGGCACAGGCAGUAUCCAAGGUUUUGUUGAGUCUCAACGAUAUUGGAUCAAAAACAAAAAGCCAGUGGUCGAAACAGAUCUUGGUUUUGUCGAAACAUAUAGGGACCCUCACGGAGUGCGAGGUGAAUGGGAAGGAUUCGUCGCUAUGGUCAAUCAAGAACGGACACGAGCAUUUGGCAAGCUUGUGGAUGCAGCACCAAGCAUGAUUCCGAAAUUACCAUGGGGCAAGGAAUUCGAGAAAGACAAGUUUCUAAGUCCUGAUUUUACGUCACUGGAAGUGUUGAGCUUCGCUGGGAGCGGCAUUCCUGCAGGCAUCAACAUUCCCAACUACGACUUCAUCAGGCAGAACGAAGGCUUCAAGAACGUCUCCCUUGGCAAUGUCCUUAGUGCGAAGGCGCCGAAAGAGCCAAUUCCUUUCAUUCGAAAAGAGGAUGACGAACUGUACCGCAGAUACCGAGACGGCGCGUUUGAGGUUCAAGUUGGCAUCCAUGAGCUUCUUGGACAUGGCUGCGGCAAGUUGUUGCAAGAAACUGCUCCAGGAGAAUACAACUUCGAUGUCGAGAAUCCUCCUACCAGCCCUGUGAGUAAGCAACCGGUCACGUCAUGGUACAAGCCAGGCCAAACCUGGUCCAGUGUCUUCGGCUCCAUUGCCUCAUCAUACGAGGAGUGCAGAGCGGAAUGUGUUGCUAUGGCCAUUUCGUGCGAUUUUGAGCUACUGGAGAUCUUCGGUUUCGGCAAUGGCAAGGGUGACAUGAGCAACGAGGCAGGUGACGUUCUCUAUGUCGCUUACCUUCAGAUGGCCCGAGCUGGCGUUGCUGCUCUUGAAUAUUGGGAUCCCAAGGCGCGUAAGUGGGGCCAGAUUCACAUGCAAGCUAGAUUUGCUAUUCUACGAACCUUCAUGGAAGCUGGCGGGAACUUCUGUGAGAUCAAAGCGCCGAAUGGAGACGUGAGCAACCCCAAUGACCUUGAGAUUUUUCUGGACAGAAGCAAGAUCCUGUCACAUGGUCGACCAGCUGUUGAGGACCUCCUUCAGAAGCUACACAUUUACAAAGCUACGGCCGACUUUGACGCUGGCAAGAAAUUAUACGACGAUAUUACGAGCGUUGACGAAUGGUGGGCUGAGAAAGCCAGACCCAUUGUCUUGAACAAGAAGACUCCAAGAAAGGUAUUUGUGCAGGCCAAUACAGUGCUUGACGCGGAGACCGGUGAAGUCAAGUUGUUUGAAUAUGAGCCUACACUUCAGGGCAUGGUGCAGAGUUAUUUCGAACGAGACGUCUGA